Sorghum bicolor (sorghum) is the source of this 957-nucleotide messenger RNA. RefSeq names its product snakin-2. Lineage: Eukaryota; Viridiplantae; Streptophyta; Magnoliopsida; Poales; Poaceae. The record is from RefSeq and is a predicted model, not a curated record. The transcript has 3 exons. The coding region runs from base 257 to 595 and encodes 112 amino acids.
CAGACCAUCACUCCCCAGAGGCCUACAGCGGCAGCGCCACGCGCCAGCACACUUUCACCCACAGGCACAAGAAGGUUUUCACUCCAUCUGGCUAUUUAAUUUAACCCUGCCCAGCUUUCGCCUUCGCCAGUUCACCGCACAAGAAGAGGAGGCGGACCCAGCCUCUCUCCACAGCUCUCGAGAAACCUCCAUCCAGUCGAGGGCAGGCUCCAUCCUUCCUCCAGACUCCAGAGGCACCACAGACACACACACACCAAUGGCUCCCAGCAAGCUCGCCGUGGUCAUCGCCUUGGUGGCGUCUCUCCUCCUGCUCACCAACAUCAACACCAAGGCUGCUCCGGGUCCGGGCGGCUACCCGCCGGCUCCUCCGCUCGGCCCUCCGCCGCACCAGAUCGUCGACCCCGCCAAAGACUGCGGGGGCGCGUGCGACGUGCGGUGCGGCGCGCAGUCGCGGAAGAACCGGUGCGCCCGGGCGUGCCUCAAGUGCUGCAGCGUCUGCCGCUGCGUGCCGGCGGGCACGGCCGGCAACCAGCAGACGUGCGGCAAGUGCUACACCGACUGGAUCACGCACGGCAACAGGACCAAGUGCCCGUGAGUGCGGCUGCGGGGUGGCAGCGGCGGUCAGCGUGUUCCCCGGCCGAAAGCAGCCUGAGUUCCAUGGGCGCACCACUGCCACGCCACGUCUUGUAUGAUCCGACCCCGUCCGCGCCGUAGAUGUACUAGCUAUCUACUCCGUAGUAGUCUACAGUAGCUAGCUCCUGGUUGAUGAUGCUAUGCUGUGUUGUUUGUUUGCUGGUAGUACUGCUCUAUCCUUGUGAUGAUGUCGAUGGGCUUUCUGUAAAAAGGGCGUGCCUUUCUCAGUUUCUGUAGCAGUAAAAUCCAUCUGGGUUGGAUCAAUGUGCCCAUUUUCUAGCUUGUUUGCCAAUGUUUCGCUUAUUAUUAGCUGCCGAUUGUUCA